Molecule: messenger RNA, 16084 nt
Organism: Pocillopora damicornis (cauliflower coral)
Lineage: Eukaryota; Metazoa; Cnidaria; Anthozoa; Scleractinia; Pocilloporidae
Molecular function (GO): calcium ion binding
Source: RefSeq, a predicted model, not a curated record
AUGGAUAUGUUGGAAAUGGAAGUACUUGCGAAGGUAUUGCUCAUGAUGUAUAUUGACGAAUGUAACUUACCUGGAACCAGUGUCUGCGACUCCAACGCCGGAUGUAAUAAUACUGACGGUUCUUUUAUCUGCUCAUGUAACAGAGGCUUCACUGGUGAUGGCUUAAACUGCGCAGAUGUAAACGAGUGCACAGAGGGCAGUUUUGAAUGUCUAUCCGGAGCCGAGUGUGUGAACACCGAAGGAUCCUACGCGUGUCAGUGCAGGCCGGGUUUAUCUGGAGAUGGAGGAAACUGUACAGACAUAAACGAGUGUGCCACUGGACAGAAUGAGUGUCACGGCUACGCAUUGUGCACGAAUACCUACAGUAGUUAUGUGUGCCGUUGUUUGAAAGGAUAUCGGGGAGAUGGCCGCACAUGCGAAGAUAUUAAUGAAUGUGACGAAGGAACGGCGGAUUGCGUUAACGGAGCCGAAUGUAUAAACGUAAAUGGAAGCUACACAUGUCAAUGUCCCGUGGGAUUUCAAAAGACUGCUGACAACUGUACAGAUAUCGACGAAUGUCAAACACCAGAGUCUCACAACUGCGAUGUUAAUGCGCUUUGUACAAACAUAGAAGGUUCAUAUGUGUGCCGCUGCAAGAAAGGAUACGAAGGAGAUGGAAGUCAAUGCAUAGAUAUUGACGAAUGUUCCGUCGGUUCAGUCAACUGUGGCCCGGGAGGUGAAUGUAUUAAUUCCAACGGAAGCUUUACUUGCCAAUGUCAGGAGGGAUAUCAGAAGUCCGGAAACAACUGCAUAGAUAUCGACGAAUGCAGUUCACCUGGCUCCAAUCAAUGCAACGUAAAUGCGAUGUGCACCAAUACCGAGGGCUCAUAUGUCUGCCGCUGCAAGAAAGGAUUCAAAGGCGACGGAGUAACUUGCACGCUAACAGAACCUCCGUUCAUCUGUAUCCCCGUAUGUGACGUCAACGCUGAGUGCAAGAACUUUACAGGAACUCCUAGCUGCAUGUGCAAGGCGGGGUUUGAUGGCGAUGGUGUCAAAUGUAAAGAUGUUGAUGAGUGCGUUUCUCCAGACUUAAACCAAUGUCACAAAAAUGCGAUGUGCACCAAUACCGAGGGCUCAUAUGUCUGCCGCUGCAAGAAAGGAUAUAAAGGCGACGGACUGACUUGCACUCCGGUGGAACCAUCAUUCAAAUGCGAUCCUUUGUGCGAUGUCAAUGCUGUAUGCAAGAACUCUACAGGAGAACCAGAGUGCAUGUGUAAGGCGGGGUUUGAUGGCAAUGGAACCACAUGCAUUGAUACAGACGAAUGUGCAAGUACUGAAAGAAACAGCUGUGACCUGAAUGCACUUUGUACCAACACAGACGGCUCCUACGUUUGUCGCUGUCUAAAAGGAUUUUCAGGAGAUGGGAAAUUUUGCAGACGGAUAGAAGGGGUUGCUUGCAACCCUCCUUGUACCGGAAACAAAGUGUGUCAAAAUUUCACUGGAGUUCCAGACUGCAUGUGUGCUGAUGGAUUUAGUGGUGAAGACAAUUGCACAGAUGUUGACGAAUGUGCAGAAGAAGGCAACAACGAGUGUGACCCUAACGCCCUUUGCACCAACACAGAGGGAUCUUAUGUUUGUCGCUGUCUAAGAGGGUUUGAAGGAGAUGGCCGAAGCUGUGUAGCCGUCACACCGAUAUGCUCUCCACCCUGUGGUCCAAACUCGUUCUGUCAGGAAGGGUUGUGUGUGUGCGAUUCUGGUUUUCAAGGUGACGGAUACAACUGUAAAGAUGUUAAUGAAUGUGCGAGUCCAGACACAAACGGAUGUGAUCGUAAUGCUCUGUGCACCAACAUUGAAGGAUCUUAUAUCUGUCGCUGUCUAAAGGGAUAUCAAGGGGAUGGCCGCUUUUGCGCAGAUGCCGAUGAAUGUUCAAGUCCUGAACACGAUUGUCACUCCGACGCUAUUUGUAACAACACUGAAGGCUCCUAUGUCUGUCGCUGUUUAAAAGGGUUUACUGGCGACGGUAAAAACUGCACAGACGUAAACGAAUGCACCGAGGAAAAUCAAAACGAUUGUGAUCCCAACGCUCUUUGUACCAACACCGAGGGAUCUUAUGUUUGCCGCUGCUUGAGAGGAUAUCAAGGAAAUGGAAGAAAUUGUACAGUUGUCGUUCCCGGCUGUUCUCCUUCAUGUGGGUCGAAUGCUUUUUGUCAACAAGACGAUGGACUCUCUUACUGUGAGUGUAAUUCUGGUUACCAAGGCGAUGGCUACAGGUGCACAGAUGUUGAUGAAUGCUUACUUUCUGAAGCCGCUAGCACAUGUCACUCAAGCGCGCUAUGCACCAACACAGAGGGAUCUUAUCUGUGCCGCUGUCUAAGAGGAUACGUUGGCGAUGGAAGAAACUGCACAGAUAUUAACGAGUGUGAAAGACCUGAAAACAACGACUGUGACACCAACGCGCUGUGUACUAACACCGAGGGCUCGUACGUGUGUCGCUGCUUUAGAGGUUUCAGUGGAGAUGGUAAAACAUGUGAAGAAAUAGAAGAGAUCGUUUGCGACCCACCCUGUACUGGAAACAAAGUUUGUCAAAAUUACAUUGGAUUUCCAGAAUGUGUGUGUACAGAUGGCUUUAGCGGGGAAGACUUUUGCACAGAUAUCGAUGAAUGUACCGAUAAGGACCGAAACGAUUGUGAUCCAAACGCUCUUUGCACCAACACUGAAGGGUCUUACGUAUGUCGCUGUUUAAAGGGAUAUGAAGGCGACGGCAGAAAUUGCACAGGUGUUUCAAAUAUUUUAUCAGUGUUUCCUGGCUGUUCUCCUUCAUGCGGCCCAAAUGCUUUUUGUCAGGGAAGAGGUGAAUUUGCGUUCUGUGAUUGUAGAGCUGGUUACCUUGGUGACGGAUAUAACUGCAGUGACAUUGACGAAUGUGCAAGUUUUGAAUUAAAUAACUGUGACGUGAACGCCUUGUGCACAAAUACUGAGGGUUCUCAUAUCUGUCGCUGUUUAAGGGGCUACGUUGGAGAUGGAAGAAACUGUAGAGAUGUAGACGAAUGCGCUAACGAAGACGAAAAUGAUUGUGGUCCAAACUCUCUUUGUACAAACACUGAAGGUUCCUAUAUCUGUCGCUGUCUAAAAGGCUAUAUUGGAGAUGGUAAAAAUUGUUCAGACAUCGACGAAUGUGUUGAUGAAGGCAAAAACGAUUGUCAUCCAAACGCCCUUUGCACUAACACCGAAGGAUCUUACGUUUGUCGCUGUUUGAGAGGAUACGAGGGAGAUGGAAGAAAAUGCACAGCCGUUGUACCAACCUGUUCUCCAUCUUGUGGGCCAAACGCUCAGUGUCUAGGAGGGGCGUGUGUCUGUAAUUUUGGUUUCCAAGGGGACGGAUACAACUGCUCUGAUGAAGAUGAGUGUGCUUCAUUGGAAACCAACGCAUGUGACUCAAACGCUCGUUGCACCAACACAUACGGCUCGUAUGUCUGCCGUUGUUUAAAGGGUUAUGUAGGGGAUGGAAGGAGAUGUUCAGACUUAGAUGAAUGCAGAAGUGCUACGAUUAACGAUUGCGAUCCCAACGCUUUGUGUACCAACACGGAAGGAUCCUAUGUGUGUCGCUGCUUUAAAGGUUUCAGAGGAGAUGGUAAAACGUGUACAGAAGAUUUCUCUUGCGACCCGCCUUGUGGUGAAAACAGAGUUUGUCAGAACUUUACUGGAGUAGCUGAAUGCGUGUGUGUAGGCGGUUUUGCUGGAGAAGAUAACUGCACAGAUAUUGAUGAAUGUGCCAGUGCAGAUACAAACGACUGUGGCCGUCUCUCGUUUUGCACCAACACCGAGGGAUCUUAUGUGUGUCGCUGCCUCAGAGGGUACCAAGGGGACGGGGAACGUUGUAUAGAUGUUGAUGAAUGUGCAAAUGCUGAUGGUAACGACUGUGACACCAAUGCCCUGUGCACGAACACUGAAGGAUCUUACGUCUGCCGCUGUAUUCAGGGAUAUGAGGGAGAUGGACUGGACUGUAUCGAUUCCAAUGAAUGCAAGAAUUCUGAAACAAACAGUUGCCAUUUGAACGCCCUAUGUACUAAUACGGAGGGCUCUUACGUUUGCCGCUGUUUAAGAGGUUAUAGGGGAGAUGGCACGAAUUGUAUAGAUGUUGAUGAAUGUGCGAAUGUUGAAACCAACGAGUGUGACUCCAACGCUCUGUGUACGAACACUGAAGGAUCCUACGUCUGUCGCUGCUUCAAAGGAUAUGAAGGGGACGGCAGGAAUUGCGCAGAUGUUGAUGAGUGUGCAAGUCCUGAUAAUAACGAUUGUCAUUCCAACGCACUUUGCACCAAUACUGAAGGUUCUUAUGUUUGCCGAUGUCUAAGAGGGUACAGUGGUGAUGGGAAAAAUUGCUCAGACAUUGAUGAAUGCACAAUUCCUGAAAGAAACGAAUGUGAUGCCAACGCCCUGUGCACUAACAUCGAGGGGUCCUAUGUGUGUCGAUGUGUCAGGGGGUAUGCUGGAGACGGAAUAAACUGUUCAGACAUUAAUGAAUGCGCACGUGACGACGAUAACGAGUGUGAUGUCAAUGCUCUCUGCAGCAACACAAAAGGAUCUUACGUUUGUCGCUGUUUUCAAGGCUACAGGGGUGACGGGCGGUUUUGCACUGAUGUUGACGAGUGUAAUACUACUGAAUCAAACCAGUGUGAUCCAAACGCCUUAUGUAAUAACACUGAAGGAUCCUAUACCUGCCGAUGUCGGAGAGGGUAUAUGGGAGAUGGAACAAAGUGUACAGAUAUCGACGAAUGCUCAAACGAUGAAAAUAACGAGUGUGACCCCAAUGCUCUAUGCAGCAACAGCGAGGGGUCAUACAUCUGUCGGUGUCUGAAGGGUUACAAUGGAGAUGGAAGACAAUGUAUAGAUAUCGACGAAUGCAGCGAUCCUGAAUUAAACCAAUGUCAUGCCAACGCUGUGUGCAACAACACUGAGGGAUCGCAUGUCUGUCGCUGCAACAGUGGAUAUCAGGGCGAUGGCAAAAAUUGCACAGCCGUUCUACCUGGUUGUUCUCCAUCUUGCGGUCCAAACGCAUUUUGUCAGGAUAGCGAUGGAUUUCCUAAAUGUGUAUGCAAUGCUGGUUUCCAGGGAGACGGUUUUAACUGUAUAGAUCUGGAUGAGUGCGAGAAUUCUGAUCUAAACGAAUGCAAUUCCAAUGCUCUCUGUACAAACGCGAAAGGUUUCUACAUCUGCCGUUGUCUUAGAGGAUACGAGGGAGAUGGCAGAUUUUGCGAAGAUAUUGAUGAAUGUGUAAAUGCUGAGUCAAAUAACUGUGGAGCUAAUGCCCUAUGCACCAACACGAACGGAUCAUACUCUUGCCACUGUAAAGCUGGUUACCAAGGAGACGGAGUGAACUGUACAGAUAUUGACGAGUGUGCCAGAAACGAUACCAACGAAUGCGAUCCCAAUGCAUUGUGUACUAACACUGAAGGAUCCUACAUUUGUCGCUGCCUCACUGGAUACAUUGGGGACGGCAGACGUUGUAAAGUUCAAGGCUGUGAUCCGAAAUGCGGCAACAAUUCUUACUGCCUCGAGGAUGAUUUCUUUCCUUAUUGUUCAUGUUCAAGUGGAUACACUGGGAAUGGCGACAAUUGCACAGAAUGUGAACAAGGAAAGAACCUUUGUCAUAUUAAUGCCCUAUGUACCAACACCCUGGGAAGUUAUGUCUGUCAGUGCAAGCCAGGUUUUAGUGGCGAUGGCAGAACUUGUGAAGAUAUAAACGAAUGUGAACAAGGAAAGAGCCUUUGUCAUUAUACCGCCCUGUGUAUCAACACCCUGGGAAGUUAUGUCUGUCAGCACAAGCCAGAAAUUGACGAGUGUGCCAGAAACGAUACCAACGAAUGCGAUCCCAAUGCAUUGUGUACUAACACUGAAGGAUCCUACAUUUGUCGCUGCCUCACUGGAUACAUUGGGGACGGCAGACGUUGUAAAGAUCGAGACGAGUGUGUGGAGAAGAACUGCACAUGCGCAGCUAAUGAAGACUGUGUGAAUACGAUUGGAUCGUACUCCUGCAACUGUUCCUCAGGGUAUACAGGAGAGGCUGGUAACUGUCAAGAUGUAAAUGAGUGUUCAAGCCUUGAAAUGAAUGACUGUGAUUCCAAUGCCCUAUGCAACAACACCGAUGGAUCCUACCUUUGUAGCUGUCGUAGUGGAUAUCAGGGAGAUGACGUCGACGAAUGCGAAAAUGGUGAAAACUCUUGCGAUGUUAAUGCGAAUUGCUCCAACACCCCGGGAAGUUAUGUGUGCAAAUGCAAACAAGGUUUUGAUGGUGAUGGUGAGACUUGCCGAGAUCUUGACGAAUGUGCGGAUAAGGAUGCAUGUGACGCCAAUGAGAAAUGUGUCAACACAAUUGGUUCUUACUCCUGCAGUUGUGCCCCUGGGUAUGCUGGAGAGGCACGGAAAUGUCAAGAUGUUGACGAGUGUGCAAACCCUAAAACGAACGAAUGUGAUCCCAAAGCGCUGUGUAACAACACUGACGGGUCGUAUGUCUGUCGCUGUCUUAGUGGCUAUCGGGGCAAUGGAAGAAACUGCACAGAUAUCGAUGAGUGUGCCACUGAUGAGACAAACGAUUGUCAUACAAAUGCUGUUUGCAACAAUACCGAUGGAUCCUACGUCUGUGGUUGUAAAACUGGAUACCAGGGGGAUGGAAGGAAUUGUACAGCUGUCGUCACUGGCUGUGUACCAGCUUGUGGAGCAAAUGCGAGCUGCCUGGAAACUGGUGCGCGUCCUUUGUGCGAAUGUAAUCCAGGAUUCGAGGGUGAUGGAUAUGUAUGUGCAGAUAUCAAUGAAUGUGGUAAUGGGCCAAACUCUUGUCACAAGAAUUCAAAAUGCACUAACACUCCAGGAAGUUAUGUUUGUCGAUGCAUUCAGGGAUUUUUUGGUGAUGGUCAUACAUGUAAAGACAUUGACGAGUGUGCAACCUCUGAAACAAAUGAUUGUGGUCCCAAUGCUGUGUGCAACAACACGGACGGCUCCUACGUCUGUCUGUGUACCAGUGGAUAUAAAGGCGAUGGUAGAAACUGUACAGAUAUCGACGAAUGUUCCAACCCUGGAACAAACCAAUGCGCUCCUAACGCACUGUGCACCAACAACAAGGGAUCUUACACCUGUGGCUGCAGGGAAGGAUACAUAGGCGACGGGAAAAGUUGCACAGAUAUUGAUGAAUGCGAAAAAUUCGAAGCCAACGAGUGUGCUCCUACCGCUUUAUGCAACAAUACUGAAGGAUCCUAUAUUUGUCGCUGUCUCAAAGGAUACACGGGAGAUGGAAAGAAUUGUACAGACCUUGACGAAUGUGCCAAGAAUGACACCUGUGCAGCUAAUGAAGUGUGUGUCAAUACGGUUGGUAAUUAUACGUGCAGUUGCGCCCCUGGAUACAGAGGGGAGGCAGGGAGUUGUCAAGAUAUCAACGAAUGUACAACUCCCCAGACGAAUCAGUGUGACUCAAAUGCGGUUUGCACCAACAGCGAAGGAUCAUAUCGCUGCCGCUGUCAAGAUGGAUAUCAGGGAGAUGGGAAAAACUGCUCAGACAUCGACGAAUGCGCAAACUCCGAAGCAAACCAGUGUGAUCCCAACGCUGAGUGCACCAAUACUAACGGGUCGUAUGUCUGUCGCUGUCUCAGUGGAUUCCAAGGCGAUGGAAGAAACUGCACAGCUAUCGUCUCAGGCUGCUCCCCAUCCUGCGGUCCUAACGCGAAUUGCCAGAAUCAAGAUGAGCGACCUGAGUGUGUUUGUAAAACUGGUUUCCAAGGAGACGGGUACCAAUGCUUAGAUGUUGAUGAAUGCGAUAGUAGCGAGCUAAACGAAUGCUCGCCCAACGCUGUGUGUAACAACACUGAAGGAUCCUAUAUCUGUAAUUGUGUGAGAGGAUUUGAAGGAGAUGGAAAGAACUGUACAGAUGUCGAAGAAUGCGAAAGUGGAGAAAACGUCUGCCAUGCUAACGCAAAGUGCUCGAACACCUUGGGAAGUUACGUGUGUCGUUGCAUCCGGGGUUUUGACGGUGAUGGCCUUACGUGCAUAGAUCGCGAUGAAUGUAAAGACACGAGCGACACAUGCGGUGUUGGUGAGGAGUGUGUAAACACGAUUGGGUCAUACUCGUGCAACUGCGCCUCAGGGUACACUGGAGUGGCCGGCAAUUGUCAAGAUGUUGACGAAUGUAUCACAGGAGAAGCGACCUGUCACGUAAACGCCCUCUGUUCCAACACGAUUGGAUUCUACGUGUGUAGAUGUAUAAGAGGAUAUGAGGGAGAUGGAAGGACUUGUAGAGAUGUCGAUGAGUGUAAGGAUGGCACAGCUAAUUGUCCCGUCAACACGGACUGCGUGAACACUGAGGGAUCGUACAGCUGCAGAUGUAACGAGGGAUACCGAAGGAAUGAGGCAGGAGACUGCGCAGAUUUGGACGAAUGUUCUGAGGGACUUUCCGACUGUGACUCCAAUGCAUACUGCACCAACACUGACGGCUCGUUUAACUGCACUUGCAAUCCUGGUUAUACUGGAAAUGGAACGACGUGCAUCGCUGUGGGUGUUUGUGACAGGCCAUGCGCUGGCAACGAGGAAUGUUUAGAAGUAGAUGGCAAAUACCAGUGUACUUGCAAGUCUGGAUUCGCACGCUUGGGAGAUGUUUGCCUAGAUAUCAACGAAUGCGAGGCUGAAACAGCCAACUGCCAUAGCAAAGCAGAGUGCGUGAACACAGAAGGCUCGUACAACUGCACGUGCAAAGCAGGGUUUACUGGAAAUAACACAUUUUGCACAGAUAUUGAUGAAUGUGUUGCGGAUUUGACUGAGUGUGAUGUCAAUGCUGAUUGUCGAAACACCGAGGGCUCCUUUACCUGCGCUUGUAAGGCUGGUUUUACAGGCAAUGGAACAAGUUGUAAAGAUAUUAAUGAGUGUGAGCGAGACCCUACAGCAUGUGACAAGAACGCUCUGUGCAAUAACACGGAUGGCUCCUACAACUGCACUUGUAAAGAUGGCUUUCGAGGCAACGGAAUCAAUUGUACAGAAAUCGAUGAGUGUUUCAUCUUUAAUGUAACGUGCGGAAGUGGUGCCGAAUGUGUCAAUACAGAUGGUUCAUACCAAUGCCAGUGUUCCACAGGAUUCAAAGAAGAACUUGAUGGGAAUUGUUCUGACAUUAACGAAUGUGAGACAGGAUCUAACGAUUGCGAUGUCAAUGCCAAUUGUUCAAACUCCGAUGGAAGUUUUUCGUGUCGAUGUAAGGCUGGUUUUGAUGGAGAUGGCAAGGUCUGCCAAGAUAUUGACGAGUGCAUAGCCAAUCCUUGUGAUGCCAAUGCGGCGUGCUUAAACACAAACGGCUCCUUUGAGUGUACCUGUCGUCCUGGUUUUGAUGGAGAUGGCAAGGUUUGCAAAGAUAUUGACGAAUGCACAACCAAUCCUUGUGAUGUCAAUGCGGCGUGCUCUAACACAAACGGCUCCUUCGAGUGUACUUGUCGUCCUGGUUUUGAUGGAAAUGGCAAGGUUUGCCAAGAUAUUGACGAGUGCACAACCAAUCCUUGUGAUGUCAAUGCGGUGUGCUCUAACACAAACGGUUCCUUCGAGUGUACUUGUCGUCCUGGUUUUGAUGGAAAUGGCAAGGUUUGCCAAGAUAUUGACGAAUGUUUGAUCUCCAAUCCGUGCGAUAAAAACGCUGACUGCAAAAACACAAAUGGCUCAUUUGUCUGUACCUGCAGAAAAGGAUUCACUGGAAAUGGAACAUCCUGUGCUGACAUUGACGAGUGUUCAAAGAAUGGCAGCCCUUGUGACGAAAAUGCGGUUUGUUCCAACGAAGACGGAUCGUACAAUUGCACUUGUAAAAACGGGUUUACAGGAAGUGGGAUAGUCUGUAAUGAUAUUGAUGAGUGCGUAACAAAUCCUUGUGAUGCUAAUGCAACCUGUUUGAACACCAAUGGCUCUUUCGAUUGUUCUUGUUUUCUUGGAUUUGAAGGAGAUGGAAAAACAUGUACAGAUAUUGAUGAGUGUGUGAUUUCAAAUCCGUGUGACAAAAAUGCGGACUGUGUCAACACCAUCGGUUCCUCGAUCUGUACUUGCAGGAUAGGAUUUACUGGAAACGGAUCAAUCUGCAGAGAUAUUGAUGAGUGUUCCACUAAUCCCUGUGAUGAUAAUGCAUUCUGCUUGAACAUCAAAGGCUCAUAUGAGUGCACUUGUCUUCCUGGAUUUGAAGGAGAUGGAGAAACAUGCACAGAUAUCAAUGAAUGUUUGGCCGAUCGCAGUCCGUGUGAUGUGAACGCUGCGUGCAAUAACACUGACGGCUCAUACAAUUGCACUUGCAAGGAAGGAUACACAGGAAACGGAACAUACUGCCAAGAUAUCGAUGAGUGUUCAGUAGAGUCACGUCCUUGUGACGAAAACGCUGAUUGUACCAACAAUGAGGGUUCUUAUAGCUGUACUUGUAAACAUGGAUUCACUGGAGAUGGAUCAAGUUGUAAAGAUAUCGAUGAGUGUGCCGCAGAUACCAAUCCCUGUGACGAGAAUGCUAUUUGUACCAACAAUAACGGUUCGUACAGCUGUACUUGUAAACAAGGUUUUACCGGAGAUAACACAACUUGUGAAGAUAUUAAUGAGUGUUCUCAAGAUUCCAGUCCUUGUGACCAAAACGCUGACUGCGCGAACAGUGGAGGUUCUUAUAGCUGCACUUGUAAACAAGGUUUUAGCGGAAAUGGAACCUCUUGUAAAGAUAUCGACGAGUGUUCCGCUGACUCUGGUCCUUGUGAUGUGAAUGCCGAUUGCUCCAACAGCGCCGGUUUUUACAGCUGUUCUUGCAAGCAAGGCUUUACGGGAAAUGGCACAAUAUGUACAGACAUCAAUGAGUGCUCUGCAGUUUCCAAUCCCUGUGACGAGAAAGCUGAUUGCGGCAACAGUGAGGGCUCGUACAGCUGUGUUUGUAAACAGGGGUUCACUGGAAAUGGGACAGCUUGUGAAGACAUCGAUGAGUGCUCUGCGGAUACCAAUCCCUGUCACAAGAACGCCAUAUGUGCCAAUAAUAUCGGUUCGCACAGCUGUACUUGCAAACAGGGGUUCACUGGAAACGGGACGGCUUGUGAAGAUAUAGAUGAGUGCUCUGUGGAUUUAAAUCCUUGUGACGAGAAUUGCAAACAAGGGUUCUCAGGAAACGGGACGUCUUGUGAAGACAUCGAUGAGUGUUCUGUAGAUUUGAAUCCUUGUGACGAGAACGCCGAUUGCGCCAAUAAUGACGGUUCGUACAGUUGUACUUGUAAAAAGGGGUUCACUGGAAACGGGACGACUUGUCAAGAUAUCGAUGAAUGUUCAGUGGGUUCCAGUCCUUGUGACCAAAACGCUUAUUGCAGCAACAGUGACGGUUCUUACAGCUGUUCUUGUAAAAAAGGAUUCACAGGAGAUGGCACAACGUGUACAGAUAUCGAUGAGUGCUCUUCGGAUACCAGUUCUUGUGACCAAAACGCAGAUUGCACCAACAGUGACGGUUCUUACAGCUGUGCCUGUAAACGAGGAUUUUCUGGGGAUGGUGUAGCAUGUACAGAUAUCGAUGAAUGUUCGGCGGAUACUAGUCCUUGUGACCGAAACGCAAAUUGCACCAACAGUAAUGGUUCCUAUAGCUGUACUUGUAAACAGGGAUAUGCUGGGGAUGGCAUCACUUGUACAGAUAUCGAUGAAUGUUCGGUGGAUACCAGUCCCUGUGACCAAAACGCUUAUUGCACCAACAGUAACGGUUCCUACAGCUGCACUUGUAAGCAGGGAUUUACUGGAGAUGGCAUCACUUGUACAGAUUUCGAUGAGUGUCUUACAGAGCCUGGUUCAUGCGGUGAUAAUGCCAAUUGCAAUAAUACUGAUGGCUCAUACAUCUGUUCAUGUAAAAAAGGAUUCACGGGAGACGGCAUAACCUGUGAAGAUAUCGACGAGUGUUCAGCCGAUAGCAGCAUCUGUGAUAAAAACGCGGAUUGCAGCAACAGUAACGGUUCUUAUAGCUGUGCAUGCAAACAGGGAUUCACUGGAGAUGGUUACGUUUGCCAAGAUAUCGAUGAAUGCGCUCCAGAGACCAACCCGUGCGAUGUGAACGCUAAUUGUUCCAACAGCGAAGGUUCAUACAGCUGCCGUUGUAGAGAAGGGUUUGAUGGAGACGGAAAAAAUUGUAAAGAUUUCGAUGAGUGUUUAACAGAACCUGGUCCGUGUGGUGAUAACGCCAGUUGCAACAACACUGAUGGCUCAUACAACUGUACUUGCAAAAAAGGAUUUACAGGAGACGGCAUUACCUGUGAAGAUAUUGACGAGUGUUCAGCCGACAGCAGCAUCUGUGAUAAAAACGCGGAUUGCAGCAACAGUAACGGUUCUUAUAGCUGUGCAUGCAAAGAGGGAUUCACUGGAGAUGGUUCCAUUUGCCAAGAUAUCGAUGAAUGCGUCUCGGAGACCAACCCGUGUGAUGUUAACGCUAAUUGUUCCAACAGUGAAGGUUCUUACAGCUGCAGUUGUAGAGAAGGGUUUGAUGGAAACGGAAAAACUUGUAAAGAUUUCGAUGAGUGCUUAACAGAACCUGGUCCGUGUGGUGAUAACGCGCAGUGCACCAAUAUUGGAGGUUCCUACAACUGUUCUUGUAAACAAGGAUUCACUGGAAAUGGUUUAGUUUGCCGAGAUAUCAACGAAUGUUCGGCGGAUCCCAGUCCAUGUUCUUCAGACGCUGAUUGUGCAAAUUCUGAUGGGUCUUUCAGCUGUACAUGUAAACCAGGUUUCACAGGAGAUGGAACUUCAUGCCGAGAUAUUAACGAGUGCUCUGAGGACUCCAGUCCGUGCGACAAGAACGCUGACUGCAUUAAUAGUGAUGGUUCUUACAGCUGCACCUGUAAGAAAGGAUUUGAUGGAGAUGGAAGAAGCUGUAAAGACUUCGACGAGUGCACCUUAGAGCCAAGUGUUUGCGGCGAUUACGCUUCUUGUUUCAAUAGCGACGGUUCUUACAACUGUUCUUGUAGACAGGGAUUUACUGGAAGUAAUGGACGUUGUCAAGAUAUCGAUGAAUGCUCGGCCGUUCCCAGUCCAUGUGACAAAAACGCUAGAUGUUCGAACGUCGAUGGUUCAUACAGUUGUGAAUGUGAAACAGGAUUUACAGGAGAUGGAUCUACAUGCCAGGAUAUCGAUGAAUGUUCUGCGGAUUCCAGUCCCUGUGACGACAAUGCAAACUGCAUCAAUAAUGACGGUUCUUACAGCUGUACUUGUAAACAAGGUUUUGAUGGCGACGGGGAAACUUGUGAAGACAUUGACGAAUGCUCUACGGAACGUAACCCGUGUGACGAAAAUGCUGAAUGUUCAAAUACCGCUGGUUCCUACAGCUGUGCGUGUAAGGCAGGGUUUACUAGGGAUGGAACAACGUGCCAAGAUGUCGACGAGUGUUCAAGAGAGCCCACAGCUUGUGACAAGAACGCCAACUGUAUGAAUACUAAGGGCUCUUACAGUUGUGCGUGCAAACCAGGAUUCACUGGAGACGGAGUAACUUGCCAAGCUGUUACUCCAAAAAUUGAUCUUGGCGUGAUUUUUGCCUCAUUAUCUGAUCCAACAUUGAAGAUCAUGAAAGACACUGUUGAAGUUAUUGUAGACGAAUAUGGAACAAAGAAGACGCGAUACUCCUUAAUCACAUGUGGACAGGAAGCCAGUACCAAGAUCGAUUUCACGGAUAACUUUAGGAACACGCAAGGUUUUAAAGACGCCAUAAACGCGGUAGUGAGACCUGAAGGGACACCAGACCUGAAGAAUGCUCUCGAUCAAGCUAAGAAAAUGUUUGAAAAUGCUCCACCGCGACCGGAUGCCAAGAAGAUCCUGGUAGUUUUGAUUGAUCAAAAGUCAGUGAACUCUCCUCAAGUGUUGUCGGUCUCAGCUAAAGAGUUUGAAGACAGCGGUAUUACUCUUUUGCCCGUGGCUAUUGGUUCUCUUGCAGACUUAGAUGAAUUGUCUAGACUUGCUCCUAGCAAAGGAAUCGUCAUCCAAAUAGACGAUGAUGACGAUGGGAAUGCUAUCGCUCAAAAGAUCAUUAACAAAGGCGUGAAAGGUUCUGAUGAUUGUACCAAAUGCCAUUCUAAGUCAGUUUGUCUGAGUAAAGAUGAUGUCUUCUCGUGCGUGUGCAAAAUGGGGUACACAGGCAACGGUCAGAAUUGUGAAGAUGUUGACGAAUGCGAAUUGGGAAUUGAUAUUUGUAAUGCUAAUGCUUUUUGUACCAAUAACAUUGGUUUGUACGAGUGCUCUUGUAUGGAUGGAUACAUUGGGGACGGCUUUGAUUGUAGAGAAAGAGAAGAAAGCAUUGGUGCAACUGGAGGCUUCACAGUCAUAAACGAGCAUUUAGCAAUUUCCUGUGGAAAGACACUCAUACAGGUGAUUCUGGACAAGUCGUUCCUUAUGGGUAUGCGCAGAACUGACGUUCGCCUAAACAACCCGAAAUGCCUCCCAACCGAUAAUGGUACGCAUUUCCUGUUUCAAACAAACUUUACUUCCUGUGGAACGAAGCUGAUAGAUACAGAUAACUUCUUCAUUUAUGAAAACACUAUCCAAGAGAAGCCGCCACAGGGCAUCAUUACGAGGCUAGCAGACGUAGAUAUUCCAUUCAGAUGCUGUUACCUAAAGGAAGUCCAAGCCAGCGCCAUUCAGCUGGAAACCAGCAGAAAAAUUAUCCGAGGCAACGCCUCUGAUGUCGGAAUGUUCGACAUAAACUUGGGAGUCUUCAAAGAUCAGGGCUAUACUCGUCCCUAUGGUGACCAAAGCUUCCCUAUAGGAGUGAAAGUAAAUGAGAGAGUAUUCCUUCAACUUAGUGUCGACUCUGAAGAUCGUCGCUUGGCUGUGCAGGCUCAGCGAUGUCACGCAACUCCUGAUCCAAACCCGAACAGCACCAUACAGUACAAUCUUAUUCUGAAUGGUUGUCCCCAGGAUCCCACGGUGCAAUAUCACCAUAAUGAUGACAACAAGGGCCUUCACCGGUUUAGUGUUCAAACAUUCCAGUUUGUCAACUCACCGGAUCCGUUUGUGUACAUCCACUGCAAGGCCGUGGUUUGCAAUUCAUCAGAUCCAAACUCAGAGUGUUCCAAAAACUGUGACGUACUUCCCAGAAACCGCCAUCGCAGAGCCCUCCCAUAUAGUGCACCUGUGCAUAUCACGUUACUCAGCCAUGGCCCAAUUUGGUUAACGAACACUGAGCGGGUUCAAGAUUCUCCGUGGCAGCACCCCUUGAUUGGUGUAUCUGUUGUUCUUGGAAUGUUUGCUGUGUUGUGCCUCGUGGUGAUUGCAGUUGUCCGUCGCAAAAUGAUCACAGUAAAGAGAGGAUCGUCAGCGGAUGUAUGACAGAAAACAAGAGAGAAUAAUUAUAUUAUUUUUAUAAAUUAUAACGUUAAAGAGGCUGCUAACAGCAAUUAAUGAUCACGCUGAGAUAAGGGGUUUCUGUCUUUCGAAGUUGAAAACUCUUAUUUCUGGGAGUGGUCGAAUUAAAGCGGAAUUGAACAACAAUAUUUUUCGUAAACUGUGAAAGACAUUUACCUAACCACACUUGACAAUACUGCCCAUUUAGAUAUAUUUUGUGAAUUAGAAGCUUCUUAUAGAUUGUUUACAUAAUUUUUUUUUUACUGUUAAACCUCUGCUUGAUAGCUCUGACAUGAAAGGUCUCCCCGCAGAAAUAAAAGUGUCUCCAAAGUUAUUUGAGGAGUGACUAAUUUGAAUAAAAUCUCCUAUCUCCAUAUAAGCUUGGUUGAAAAUAAAACAAAGGCAGCGAAAUUAUGAGCUUUUUUGGGAAUUUGAAAUCCCCUUUGAGUAGGUAAAGCACAAGACUUACCCACGCUAUUGUAACCUUAUGGACACGUUCUCAUAGCAAACUCUUUGGUAAAGAACUUGUUAAUUUAAAAGUCUUCCUGAUGAGUUGUGGUUGAUUAGGAAAUUCACUGAACCUUUUCUUGUUGUUGAGCCGAAUUUAUGUUAGCUUCAUUUUAGAGAAACCCCUAUUGCUGCAAUGUUUUAUAUAUUUAACGACAGGUAACACAUGACAGGUGCACGAGAUUUUGUUUGCCUUCACUUUCAAAGACGUGAACUUAAAAAUAAAGAGGAAUGCUGAAUGCCUUGUCAGUGUGUGACUAUA